GCUAUGUAGGUCUUUCUUUUUAAUGUGCGCUCCCUGCCUCUCUCUCCUCCAUCUCUCCCCCUCCUCCCUACUCUUUCUUUUCUUCCUUCCCACAACUCCCUCUCUCUUCCCUCCCCACCUGCCUCCCUCCUCCCUCUCCCUCUCCCUCUCCCUCGUUUCUCUGUUACUGUGCGGAUUUCAUCUGUGACCCAACAGCAGUAGCAGCAGCAGCAGCAGCAAGGAUGGGAGACUAGCAACAGAUGCUGAGCUCCAAGAUUUGUAUUCGUAGGCAACCUCCCUCCUUCCCUCCCCAUCUAAAGAUAAUACAAAAGAAAAAGGCAAGUCUUGGCAUUCGGAAGAGAGAGGAGAUGGCCAUCGCUAUUUAAACCAGAAAACGAAAACCGAAAGCCCAACCAAGAGGCCAGAGGGGGUCAUCGGAGCUGCCGCUGUUACUGGCUUAUUUCACUCUCCAACCAUGCCGGGGCCGGGGGCUGGCUGCGCGCUGGGUCCAGAGAAGGCUACCUUUCUCAAGAAGAGCGCAGAAAGCCCGACAGAAUGUGCAGCCCUGGAAGGAAUCCAGGACGGGGACAGGAGGAAGGGACCAGCCCGACAGGGUAUAGUCUGGAGGAAUGUCACCCUAAUGACCCUCCUUCACUUCGGGGCCCUGUAUUCCCUCACCCUCAUUCCUAAGGCCCAUCUGCUCACUCUGCUCUGGGCAUACCUCUGUUUCCUCCUGACAGCUCUGGGGGUGACGGCUGGUGCCCAUCGUUUGUGGAGCCACAGGUCCUAUAAAGCCAAGCUGCCUUUGAGGAUAUUCCUGGCUGCAGCCAACUCCAUGGCUUUCCAGAAUGACAUCUUUGAGUGGUCGCGUGACCAUCGGGUGCAUCACAAGUACUCAGAGACGGAUGCUGACCCCCACAAUGCACAGCGGGGCUUCUUCUUUUCUCAUAUUGGGUGGUUAUUUGUUCGGAAACACCGCGAAGUCAUCGAGAAAGGGAGAAAGCUAGAUCUCACUGACCUCCUUGCUGACCCAGUUGUCCGACUCCAAAGGAAGUACUACAAGACCACUGUGUUGCUCAUGUGCUUUGCUGUGCCCACAUUGGUACCCUGGUACGUCUGGGGAGAGAGUCUCUGGAAUUCUUACUUCCUGGCCUUCAUCCUCCGUUAUACCAUCUCCCUCAAUGUUACCUGGUUGGUCAACAGUGCUGCCCACAUGUAUGGCAAUCGGCCCUAUGACAAGCACAUCAGUCCCCGGGAAAACCCACUUGUCACUUUGGGUGCCAUUGGUGAAGGCUUCCAUAAUUACCAUCACACCUUCCCAUUUGACUAUUCUGCCAGUGAAUUUGGUUUAAAAUUCAACCCAACCACAUGGUUCAUUGACUUCAUGUCCUGGUUAGGGCUGGCCACUGAUCUUAAACGGGUUCCCAAGCAGAUGAUCCAAGCCCGUAAAGAGAGGACUGGAGAUGGCAGUGCUUGACUAUUUGACCUUUGUCCAAAAUAUAUGCUGUUUACUUAUUGGUUCUUUGCUUUGGCCAAUGUAGUCUUGAUGUUCAUUUUUUUUGUGGGGGGAAAUCUGUUGUAAUUUUGUUUUGGGGUUAUUCGUUUUAAGAAUCUGCUUGUCUAAUGUCUCAAAUCAAACUCUUAAUUGAAAUAUAAGAGGAAAAGUCAGCAAAGCUGUUAUUUAAUGUUAGUGUUCCAAGAUGUAGGAUAUGAAAUAGUCCUUGUAGUUUUAUGUCAAAUGUACAGUCAUAAGCUUAUACAUGGUCUUGACCCUGACUGGAUGAAGGAAUUGAUUAGUCUUUCAAAGUUAUGGUGAGCAUUAAAAAUUUUUUUUAGUAACUAAUCAAACAUGGCUUUUGAGAUAUACUAUAGCAAGAAUAUAGUGAGCAGAAUGAGAAAACCAAAAAAGGGGGUUUAAGGAUGCUUUUUAAGAAGGUUUAAGAAGGUUGGGACUGCUUUGUUUUCCUUUAAGGAAGAGAAAAGUUGGCUUAAAAUAAUAUAGAAGAGAAAAAGGAAAACAGCUCCUAUUUUUUUACCCCAUUCCUAAGCUUAUUAAUACUCCAGUUUCUUUGCUAAUAUCAUCUUUGUUUUCCACUCAGCAAAUUUUGUGUUUAAAGCUAUUUGCCUAGCUGGUCCUGUAAAUUGUGGCUCAUUUAAAUACUUCAUCUCUUCUCAUAGGGUUAUGGUCUAGAACUAUGAUUUUAUUUGUAUGGGGAACUCCCAGGUGUGGAAUUCCCUCUACCAAUGCAGGUUGGCACCUUCUUUGCAAUUUACAGUCUUAGAGAAUUACCCAGGGCACUCAGAGAAUAAGUGACUUGCCCAGAGUCACACAGCCAGGGUGUGACAAAGGCAAGAAUUGAACCCAGGUCUUCCUGGCUUGAAGGUUAGCUCUCUAUCUAGUCUGCCUUUUAUCUGUUCUCAUUGCCAAUGUCAUUUGUAAAGGAACCGAGUGCAAAUAUGCCUGGUGUCAAAUAAAGCUCUCAUUUAAUUGUUGACAGAUCUGGUUCAUAGUCUAAUCAAUCACAGUCACUGGUACAUGGGUACUAUAGCUAUUCUCUCAAAGUAAGCCUAUUAAUUUUCCACAUCAGGCAAUCAGAUCAUAAUUAACUGGCAUUUAUAUAGAAUUCAGUGUCUACUAAUGUUUAAGUGCAUGCAGCAUUCAUUAAGUUAGCAUCAAAAUAUAAAAUGAUGAUUACAUAAUGAGCUUCUGAAUUUUUAAAAAAUGUGUGUCAAGUUGCCUGGUAAGGAGCAUGUUGAAUUAAUGGAGCAUAGUGCCCUUUGUGUUACAUGUUAUUCAGCACAAGAGAAAAACCUUACGUUGUUGACAUCUGGAGCACUUGGAAGACAACUAUUUGUAGGAGAGAUGGAGAAUUGUAAAUUUUAAACAUUUUAAAGAAAUGAUUCAAAAAUGAAAUUGUCCUCCUAAUGUACUUGAUACAGAGGGUAUUUAACAGUGUUAAUUUGUCUGUUAAUGGUGUGUAAAUUUCAGAGUGAUUUACAAUAAAUUAUUAUGAAUCAG
Messenger RNA from Dromiciops gliroides (monito del monte), 2998 nucleotides. It is a transcript of the gene SCD5, whose product is annotated as stearoyl-CoA desaturase 5. Gene Ontology annotation, molecular function: oxidoreductase activity, acting on paired donors, with oxidation of a pair of donors resulting in the reduction of molecular oxygen to two molecules of water. Bases 455 to 1456 code for a protein of 333 amino acids. The transcript has 5 exons. The record is from RefSeq and is a predicted model, not a curated record. Gene Ontology annotation, biological process: lipid metabolic process. Lineage: Eukaryota; Metazoa; Chordata; Mammalia; Microbiotheria; Microbiotheriidae.